AUGACCACUGCUGCCCUCAGAAUAACUGAGGCUAUAUGUAGCCUCAGUUAAUCCUUAAGUCCAGCGCUGCCGUCCGUCAGUGAAAGUCCUGCACUGAGACUGAGAGGAGCUUCAUGUCCAGACAACAUUCAGAUUUACCACCACAGCCCUGAACACAGGACAUGUCCACUGGCAGGAUGAUGCGUCCUCUAGCCCUUCAGCAAAACAUCUCUGGGAUGCUGAGCUGUGAGUGAGUCAGAGUUAACCACCAUGAGCGCUGACACCAUGAGCGCUGACACCAUGAGCAGGCCAGAGCUGGAAUCGGAGAACAACGGCGAGCUUGCCGAAUUGGUGGCAGCCAUGAACGUGGCCGCCAACCGUUUAACCCCUCCUAAUGGCUACAGGUCGGGUGGUCCAAGGACCACCAACACCAACCGAGUUCGCCUCUCAGACAGGAAACUGUCUCUGCAGGAGAGAGGGAGCCGCAUGGCCCGACAGCCAACCGUUGAGACCAAACGCGUGUCAAUCACUGGCGUUGAUGACUGUAUCCACCUCAACCAGUAUAAACUAAAGGAAGAGAUUGGAAAGGGUUCAUAUGGAGUAGUGAAAUUGGCUUAUAAUGAAGAUUCAGAAGAGCACUAUGCAAUGAAAGUAGUUUCAAAGAAGAAGCUGAUGAGGCAGUGUGGAUUUUUGCGCCGCCUGCCAACCUCAGGGUCAAAGUCACAGCAGGAUCCGUUCCCUAAAGCCGUGUUGCCUCUGGAGAGCGUGUACAAGGAGAUCGCCAUCCUGAAGAAACUGGACCAUCAUAAUAUUGUCAAACUGGUCGAGGUGCUGGAUGAUCCUGAUGAAGAUGGACUUCACAUGGCCUUCGAAUUGGUGACAAAAGGACCGGUGAUGGAGGUGCCUACUGAUAACCCUUUAACGGAGGAGCAGGCUCGCUUUUACUUCAGAGACGUCGUCCUUGGAAUAGAGUACUUACACUACCAAAGGAUUAUUCACAGGGACAUUAAACCAUCUAAUCUGUUGCUGGGAGAUGAUGGCCACGUCAAAAUAGCAGACUUUGGUGUGAGCAAAGAGUUUGAGGGGACAGACGCCCUUCUGUCAAGCACAGCGGGGACGCCGGCCUUCAUGGCUCCGGAGACGAUGACCGAACACGAGCAGAGCUUCAGUGGAAAAGCAUUAGACGUGUGGGCAAUGGGAGUCACACUGUACUGCUUCGUCUUUGGGAUGUGUCCUUUUUAUGAUGAAUACAUAGUUUCUCUACACAACAAGAUAAAGAACAAACCUGUGGAGUUUCCAGAGACGCCAUUAAUAAGUAAUGAACUGAAGGAGCUCAUUGAAAGGAUGCUGGAUAAAAACCCUGAAACAAGAAUCACCAUCCCAGAAAUUAAGCUCCAUCCGUGGGUGACAGAGAACGGUGCAAAUCCUCUCCCUCUGGAGGAGGAGCACUGCACGGUGGUGGAGGUCACUGAGGAGGAGGUGCAGAACAGCAUUAAACUCAUCCCCAGCCUCUCCACUGUGAUUCUUGUGAAGUCCAUGCUGAGGAAGCGGUCUUUCAGUAAUCCCUUUGAGUGUCAGGGCAGACGGGCGGAGAGGUCCAUGUCUGCCCCUGGAGGUCUUCUUACUGGUUCUUGGGGCUUACUGGGGUCUUCGUCUCACCUUCAUCCUUCCUUGAGGAAAGUCAGCAGAGAGGGAAGCAGAGAAGGAGAGUUGGAGGACUUGUAUGAAGAUGAAGCUUUUACAGAGAGUGCUGAUUAAUCUGGCUCAUGUGGAUUUAAAACACAGAAAGUAUGUUUUUGUACAUUUCUUUGUGUCUUUUUCUCUUAAUUCUUUUGUUUGUUGUUGCUUCUGACAUUAGAGGAGAAGAUUGUGGUCAUUUUGUGAUUUACUGAAUAUUCACGUAAAGAUUUGUAGUGCAUGAAAAUACAGAAAAAGAUGAUAUUAUCUUCCAUCCAGACUUAAAAAAGUAAAUAUACUCCAUGAAGAUGAAGAUAUUUUUACAUUUUCCUACAGCUGGUGAAGAUAACA
Oreochromis aureus is the source of this 2007-nucleotide messenger RNA. RefSeq names its product calcium/calmodulin-dependent protein kinase kinase 1, alpha b (gene camkk1b). The record is from RefSeq and is a predicted model, not a curated record. Gene Ontology annotation, molecular function: ATP binding; protein kinase activity. The transcript is spliced from 17 exons. NCBI's taxonomy places the organism in Eukaryota, Metazoa, Chordata, Actinopteri, Cichliformes, Cichlidae. The coding region runs from base 250 to 1737 and encodes 495 amino acids. Gene Ontology annotation, biological process: protein phosphorylation; activation of protein kinase activity; CAMKK-AMPK signaling cascade.